AUGCUACCUGCAACAUUGUCUGUGUGUACUGAUAUGACUGAUGUUGACUGGGGAAAAGAAAUUCAUGGGUUUGUUGUUAAAGGCGGAUAUGACGAUUAUUUGUAUGUGAAAAAUGCCCUGAUAGGUACUUAUGGGAAGCGCCAACAUUUGGGGGAUGCACAUAAAGUGUUUUUGGAUAUAAAGAACAAGAACCUAGUGAGUUGGAAUGCUUUGAUAUCGUCAUAUGCUGAAUCUGGAUUGUGUGAGGAGGCUUAUGCAGCAUUUUUGCAGAUGGAGAAAUCAUGUAAAGAUGGUCUUUCCCCCAUGAGGCCUAAUGUCAUAAGUUGGAGUGCAGUGAUUAAUGGCUUUGCUUCUAAGGGGUUUGGCGAGAAGUCACUGGAACUUUUUAGGCAAAUGCAGCUUGCCAAAGUAAUGGCCAAUUGUGUGACAAUUUCCAGCCUUUUAUCAGUCUGUGCGGAGUUAGCAGCAUUGAAUGUUGGCAGGGAGCUCCAUGGUCAUGCCAUUAGAAAUUUGGUGGGUGACAAUAUUUUGGUGGGAAAUGGUCUGAUUAACAUGUAUAUGAAGUGUGGGAGCUUCAAGGAAGGACAUUUAGUAUUUGAUAACCUUAAGGGUAGAGAUUUAAUCUCCUGGAACUCAUUAAUUGGGGGUUAUGGAAUGCAUGGGCUUGGUGAUAAUGCUUUAAUUAGAUUUGAUGAGAUGAUUAGAGCUGGAAUGAAGCCAGACAACGUCUCUUUCGUGGCUAUUCUAUCUGUUUGCAGUCAUGCUGGACUUGUUGCUGCUGGUCGCAACAUUUUUUAUCAGAUGACCAGAAAGUUUAGGAUUGAACCUAAUGUAGAGCAUUACGCUUGCAUGGUUGAUCUCCUUGGCCGUGCUGGACUUUUGAAGGAAGCAACUGAUUUUGUUCGAAACAUGCCUAUUGAACCUAAUGAGUAUGUUUGGGGAGCUCUUUUAAACUCAUGUAGAAUGUACAAGGACAUGGACAUUGUACAAGAAACAGCAUCACAAAUUCUAACCCUGAAGUCAAAAAUAACAGGGAGCAUCAUGCUGCUGUCCAAUAUUUAUGCUGCAAAUGGAAGAUGGGAUGACUCUGCAAAAGUGAGGGUGUCGGCAAGGACAAAAGGUCUUAAAAAAAUACCUGGUCAGAGUUGGAUUGAGGUGAGAAAAAAAGUUUACACAUUUUCAGCAGGGAAUUCAGUUCAUUUGGGUCUGGAUGAAGUUUAUGUGAUCCUUGAAGAGUUGGCCCUUCACAUGGCGAGUGACAAUCAUAAAGGCGAUAGUUGGUUCAGUCAAGAAUUUGUUUAUGACCAAUAA
Messenger RNA from Sphenostylis stenocarpa, 1311 nucleotides. The record is from the annotation of a GenBank genome assembly. NCBI's taxonomy places the organism in Eukaryota, Viridiplantae, Streptophyta, Magnoliopsida, Fabales, Fabaceae.